UCCAGCCUACCCUGCAUCUCUUCCCUCUGAAUUGCAGAAACCCUCCCAGCCUCCAUGCCACCUUUCCUGGUCACCCUCUUCCUCCUUCACUCUUGCUUCCUCCAAGCAAAUGGCCACCUCCGUGAAGGAAUGACAUUGCUGAAGACCGAAUUUGCACUUCGCCUCUACCAGAGCGUGGCCGCGUGUAGAAACGAGACGAACUUCGUCAUCUCUCCUGCUGGUGUGUCCCUCCCCCUGGAGAUCCUGCAGUUCGGAGCAGAAGGGAGCACUGGCCAGCAGCUGGCAGAUGCCCUGGGGUACACUGUCCAUGACCAAAGGGUGAAAGAUUUCUUGCAUGCUGUUUAUGCCACAAUACCCACCUCCAGCCAAGGCGCCGAGAUGGAGCUGGCCUGCAGCCUUUUUGUGCAAGUGGGAACACCGCUGUCCCCCUGCUUUGUGGAGCAGGUCUCCUGGUGGGCCAACAGCAGCCUGGAACCAGCCGACCUCGGUGAGCCCAACGGCACCGCCGUCCAGACUAGCGAAGGGGCUUCCAGACAGACUGCAGGUGAGGGCCCCAGUGAGGGCCCUGGUGGCUGGCCGUGGGAGCAAGUUGGUGCAGCAUUUGCUCAGCUUGUGCUUGUGAGCACUAUGUCCUUCCAAGGCACUUGGCGGAAGAGAUUCUCCUCCACAGACACGCAGAUCCUGCCUUUCACCUGUGCCCACGGCCUCGUCCUUCAGGUCCCCAUGAUGCACCAAAUGGCCGAGGUCAACUACGGUCAGUUCCAAGACACCGCAGGACAUCAGGUGGGGGUGCUGGAGGUGCCUUACCUGGGAAGUGCAGUGAGUCUGUUCCUGGUGGUGCCCCGUGACAAAGACAUCCCCCUGAGCCACACUGAGCCACACCUCACAGCCAGCACCAUCCACCUCUGGACCACCAGCCUGAGGAGAGCCAGGAUGGAUGUGUUCCUGCCCAGGUUUAGGAUCCAAAAUCAAUUCAACUUAAAAAGCAUUUUAAAUUCUUGGGGAGUCACUGAUCUUUUCGAUCCACUCAAAGCUAACUUAAAAGGAAUUUCAGGCCAAGAUGGCUUUUAUGUUUCUGAAGCAAUCCACAAGGCCAAGAUUGAAGUUUUGGAGGAAGGCACCAAGGCAUCUGGAGCCACAGCUCUGUUGUUAUUGAAAAGGUCUCGGAUUCCUACUUUUAAAGCAGAUCGGCCAUUCAUCUAUUUCCUGAGAGAACCUAACACAGGUAUUACAGUGUUUUUUGACAGGAUUCAGAUAAUUAUUUAUCAGUGUCUCUCUAGCAACAAGGGCUCAUUUGUCCACUAUCCCCUCAAAAAUAAGCAUUCUUUCUAG
This is a messenger RNA of Chlorocebus sabaeus (green monkey), 1332 nucleotides long. RefSeq names its product serpin family E member 3 (gene SERPINE3). NCBI's taxonomy places the organism in Eukaryota, Metazoa, Chordata, Mammalia, Primates, Cercopithecidae. The record is from RefSeq and is a predicted model, not a curated record. Gene Ontology annotation, molecular function: serine-type endopeptidase inhibitor activity. Gene Ontology annotation, biological process: negative regulation of endopeptidase activity.